CCGCGGCCCCGCUAGCCCAGCCGCCCCCGCCCGCUGCCGCCCUGCCGGGCCGGGCCGGGCCGAGCCGAGCCGGGCCGAGCCGGGAGGAGCCUUCCGUAGCGCCCGCAGCUGUCAUGGGUGAGACGGCGCAGCCCCCGCGGCCCGGGAUCGGCGUAGGGGUCGUGGUCACCAGCCCCGCGCACCCCAACUGCGUCCUCCUGGGCAAGAGGAAAGGCGCGGUGGGGGCCGGCACCUACCAGCUCCCCGGAGGCCACCUGGAGUUCGGGGAGAGCCUGGCCGAGUGCGCCGCGCGGGAGACGCUGGAGGAGGCGGCACUGCGGCUGCGCAACGUGCGCUUCGCCUCCGCCGUCAACUCGGUGUGCGCCGCCGCGCGCUACCACUACGUCACUGUCCUCAUGAAGGGCGAGGCGGAGCCGGGGGCGGAGCCGCGCAACCGCGAGCCCGAGAAGAACGAGGGCUGGGAAUGGGUUAAAUGGGAUGAAUUUCCUCCAGCGGAUCAGCUCUUCUGGGCCCUGCGCUGUCUGAGGGAGCAAGGUUACAAUCCCUUUUCGGAAGAGCUCGAUCAUCUGAAGGGGUACACUGGAAGUCACCAACUGACGUAACAAACCCAAGGACAGACCUGCUUUUUUUGAGUGAAUGAGGAAAGCAUGUACUGUGCUCACUUUGCCCAUGUGAAAAUGUUACCCUUCCCAAAGCCAAAAUGUUUCAGUGCUCUUACUGUGUUUCACAUGACAAUUGUCUCUCAUUCCACAGCUACUUCUAGCUCUAGUGGUUAACAGUUGAUGUUUUCUUUUAUAGAAAACUCAUAGUGUUUUAUCUGGUUAACCUUUACAUGGAUGAAUAGCCCUUCGGAUCUCAGAACUACUCAGAGAAGCUUACUCACUUGGAAACAGUUCCAGCACCAAGCCCAAGAGAAACUUGAUUUCCUUAAACUACUGUCUUGCUUUCUGUGUAAAACUACUUUGUAUACCAUGCUGCUUUUCUGUAAUUAUAAAUCCUGGGCCAAGUUUUAAACUUAGCCUUGACUCAUAGCUUCAGUUAAGGCACUGUCAUGAACAAAAGUCACAUUUUACAAACACCUCAUUCUCCUGCAGACAGUAGUAUAUACUUGAAAAUCAGGGCAUGGUAAACAUGAAAAGCUUGUGGUGGCUUGUUGCAAGGAAUGAAAAAUCCUGAACCAUUCCUGCCACCCCCUUUCAUCACAAAGUUCUCUCUGCUGCCACAGUUACAUUCAGAUUUAUCUACAGAAGUGUUUCAGAUCUCUGCAGUUGAUCUGAAUGCCUGAUCGUGUUACUGAACUUGUAAUAGUUUAAUGGAGAGGUGCCUAUAGUGUUCUACUAGGCUGACACAAAUAGCAUUGUACAAACUAACCUCAUGUAUAGGUGUAGCUCUAUGGCACAGGUGUACUUUUUGGCUGAAGAGGGCUGCCAGUAUUAAAACAGCACAGAUGGGUGUAAUUCUGUAUGGCUACUGGGAUUGGAUAGCAUUGUCAGGUGACUAAAUGAUUGAAUUGGUAGCGAAUGAAAUCAUGGUACACACAAAGAUACAUACAAAACCAAUGAGUUGGGGGGGGGUUCAAUUUUUCUAGAAUCUGUAACCAAAUUUGAUUCUUAUCCAGAUGUAGUCAUUAGGACAUCAAUUAAUUUUACGAUGUGGCUUUUAAAAAACCACCAAUUGGCUCUUUUUUUCCCCUCUUCAGAGUUCUUCUAAAACACAGGUUUUGCCUGUUUCAUCUAGAUAUACCCCUUGAACAAAAUAUUCUGAGAGAACUUAAAUUUCUUUUGAAUAAAACAUAAGCACAAUAUUGAAAGAUUAAAAUUGUCUGAAAUUAUGAAUUGAAUUGUCAGUUCUUCAAAGAAAUGAGCUUGAAGAAUUUAAAGCUCUUCUUUACUUGGCACAUACAUUUUCUUAAAUGGAGAUGGCUUUUAUUUGCUGAGAAGCAGAGUGAAGCGAGUUAGAAGGAUGGUACUGAUGAUAGCAAGCCUCCUGUUUAGAAGUAUUAACUACACACAAUUUCCCUUAGGACAGAUACUCUUUCUCUGAAGCGAAGAAAGAUGAUAACGCUAUAAAGCAGCUUUGAAAUGGGAACCAUCACUGAAAAUUCUUUUACUACUGUAUCUUUGUAAAAAGCUUAUUUUUUCUAUUCAAAAGUGGAGAUUUUCUUCCUGAAAGCAACUUUAUGUACACAAAGUUAUUCCAUUCAGCUGUCAACAAAGAGGCUGUAGGAAGAGUUGACAAAUGUCCUGCCCGUCUGUUCCAAAUAGUAACGAAAAAAAACAUUCUAAAAUUGCAUUAAAAUAUUUUAUUUUAGAAAGCAUCUAGCUCAUGAUGGGAAAACAUGGGUCACUGUAAAAUGGUUUGUCAUGCACUAAAUUCUUGGUUUCCAUUAAUGGUUUUAGUUGUUCUGUCUGUUGUAAAUACACAAGUAGUUACUGAAAUGAGGACACAAACAGUAUCUCCAUAUGUCAGGGUUUCUGUGUGCUUUCUGAGUGGACUCUUGAUGAUUACAGUGCAUUACUGCAAUCAGCUGUCAGCAAUCCCUAAAUUAAAUAACUUGUUCUGUAUGUGUCAUGCAUUUAUACUUCCUCUCCCCACCCAAAAAUUUGAUUCUCUGUAGUUCUUGGCUGCUAAGACAGUCCUUUCAACUCAAUGUUACAUUUACUUUGAUUUUAGUACUUGUGUAUAUAAUAGAUUUUCCUAUUUAACAGAUCUAAGCCACUAACAGAACACGCAAUUAAAAAUUUGUCAUUUGUUAAA
Molecule: messenger RNA, 2757 nt
Organism: Falco peregrinus (peregrine falcon)
Lineage: Eukaryota; Metazoa; Chordata; Aves; Falconiformes; Falconidae
Gene: NUDT15
Product: nudix hydrolase 15
Exons: 3
Coding region: 114-602 (162 amino acids)
Biological process (GO): dGTP catabolic process
Cellular component (GO): cytosol
Molecular function (GO): 8-oxo-7,8-dihydrodeoxyguanosine triphosphate pyrophosphatase activity
Source: RefSeq, a predicted model, not a curated record